AGGAGCCAUUCACACACAGGGCCCCUGCAGUGAAUGGAGCUUGCGAUGCUGGUCGCGUCCUGACACGCUGGGUGUGUCUUUGGGCGGGGCCGAGCCCUGCACCCACCCAGAUACUUUAUUGAUACUACUUGAGGGGGCGACUACAGUGCGCGUGUUCCUUAGCACACUUUUGAACCUCGUUGGAUGUUGUGUGAGUCCGUGCGUGGCUUUUCGGACUCAGCAAGCUUCUUCGUGCACCUGAGCGCGCUCCGUGGGUAUUGCAAGUUUAGUUGUGACCAGAGAACAUGCCCCGGUCAUUCCUUGUCAAGAAGUAUUUUUCAAGCAGGAAACCAUGCCACUGGGAAAGCCUGCUGGACAGCCAAACUGCUGUUGUCCCAGAAAGCUUCCCACGGGCUGCCCUUCCAAAUCAGAACCACAGCUCUGACCUCACCUGCUACCCCUCAGUUCCAUUCACGCCACUGCCAGCUCCCCUUUCCCCGAUCGCCCCGGCAUCCUUCCCUCCGUCACCGCUCGGGCCCCUUGACCUCAGCAGCUCCCCGUUUAGCAGCAGCGGCGAGGAAGACGAAGACAACGGCCGUUCUUCGGAUCCCCCCAGCCCGGAUGUCCUCCAAGGCGUCUUCCACUGCAUGUACUGCAGUAAUACCUACAGCGACCUCACGGCACUGUCCUGCCACCAGACGUCCCACCUGGGUGUCCCACCGCUGGCCGCCGAGGCGUCUGCGUCCCGGCCGGCCUUCCAUUGCAAACACUGCCCCAAGGAGUACACCAGCCUGGGCGCUCUGAAGAUGCACAUCCGCUCACACACAUUGCCGUGCGUGUGCACUACCUGCGGCAAGGCCUUCUCCCGACCGUGGCUGCUGAGGGGACACAUCCGCACGCACACAGGUGAGCGCCCGUUUGCUUGUCAACACUGUAGCCGGGCCUUUGCCGACCGCUCCAACCUCCGGGCGCACCUGCAGACGCACUCUGAAGUGAAGAAGUACCAGUGUGGCUCCUGCUCUCGCACCUUCAGCCGCAUGUCUCUGCUGCACAAACACAACGCCUCCCGAUGCUGCAACCCGGCCUCAUAGACGGACCCACAUUCCCAGGAUCCUCCCUACUUGAGUGUUUUUUUUUUUAUAUCUCAACUGAUAUUUUAAAGGAGCAGCGGCCUGUCAACAGUGUGAGCAUGUUUGACAUGAGAGCAGCUGGACAUGCAGUUAAAUCCCAGGAAACUCCCAUUGGUGCCGGCCGGUCCGGGACUCUAACCAUGCUGCAGCUGCUUGGGUGUGUUUUUGGUGCGUAUGUGUGGAUGGAUGCCAUUCGUUAUUAUGCAUACAAGAUGUGUGUGUGUGUGUGUGUGUGUGUGUGUGUGUGUGUGUGUGUGUGUGUGUGUGUGUGUGUGUGUGUGUGUGUGUGUGUGUGUGUGUGUGUGUGUGUGUGUGUGUGUGUGUGUGUGUGUGUGUGUGUGCGUGCGUGCGUGCGUGCGUGCGUGCGUGCGUGCGUGCGUGUUGAGACAGCUGACUGUGAAGGUGGGCAACAGGUGACCUCCAUUCACCCGUCCUCUCGGCACCACUAAAGUUUGACCAAAGAGCCCUGAUUGCUUCACCAACAUUUUUCUGGCAUCUUAAUGGUGUGUGUGUGUUUUUAAUAUUUUGCCAUCACAAUUUUAGGAAUUAUUUUGAAAUAUCUUGUACAUAUUCCUCACAUGUAAAUAAAAGCUUUGUUUUAGAACAAAACCACAUGUUGUCAUCAU
Messenger RNA from Syngnathus typhle (broad-nosed pipefish), 1735 nucleotides. RefSeq names its product zinc finger protein SNAI2-like. Gene Ontology annotation, molecular function: RNA polymerase II cis-regulatory region sequence-specific DNA binding; DNA-binding transcription factor activity, RNA polymerase II-specific. The transcript has 3 exons. Lineage: Eukaryota; Metazoa; Chordata; Actinopteri; Syngnathiformes; Syngnathidae. Bases 285 to 1070 code for a protein of 261 amino acids. Gene Ontology annotation, biological process: regulation of DNA-templated transcription. The record is from RefSeq and is a predicted model, not a curated record.